Molecule: messenger RNA, 7410 nt
Organism: Volvox carteri f. nagariensis
Lineage: Eukaryota; Viridiplantae; Chlorophyta; Chlorophyceae; Chlamydomonadales; Volvocaceae
Exons: 9
Coding region: 1-7410 (2469 amino acids)
Source: RefSeq, a predicted model, not a curated record
AUGGAAUUCAAGUCGUUCCUGCGUACUGUAAGACAAAGAUUAGCUGCGUCACUACAAUAUUGUUACGAACUAGCAAAGACUGAAAGCCAUGGCCACCCAACUUGCGGACGUUUUAUUUCCCUGCGGGCAUGCACGACAUCCCGGCUGUUGCUAUCGCUUCUUCUGAUGGCAGUCGCAGCAGCAGCAAAAUCGGGAUCGGGAUCGGCAGCAGCAGCAGGAGCGGCAGCAGGAGCAGGAGCUGGAGCAGGAGCAGGAGCAGCAGGAGGAGCAGCAGUGACACGGAGAGCAGGAACAGAACCAGGGACAAGGACAGAAUCGGGCACAGCAGCAGCAGGAGCAGGAGCAGGAGCAGGAGUAGCAGGAGCAGGAGCAGGAGCAACAGGAUUAGCAGCAGCAGUAGGACCCGGAGCAGCAGGGGGAGCAGGAGUACGUGAAGGAGCAAGGCCAGAGGCAGCAGGCAUAGCAGCUGUCGCACCAACCUUCGGCUUGGCGGCGACCCCAGCAGAGGCGGCAGCCGCGGGACUGCCCCCCUUAGCUGAGUCCUCUGGUGCCCUUCGGCAGCAGCAGCGACAGCACAACCGCGACCACAUCUAUCAUCAGCAUCGGGGGCUGCUCGCCAAUAGCAGCACCUGUCUUAACUGCACCACCCUUACCAGCUGCAUUUCCAUAAGCUGCACAGGCACUAACACCGGGACGGCGGCCCGUUCGGUGACCGUGGACAUGAGUGCCUGCAAGAGCAAUGGCGGGACCUUCGGCUGGGUGUGCUGCCGCAGCAGCCAGUGCGUCCCAACAGGGUGCGGUCCGGCAGGUACCAUAACGGACUUCGGCAAGUGUGAGGGCGCGACGUUCUUUUCCUACUACAUCCCUGUCAGCUUCACCUUACUCCCGCUGCAGGUUUAUGACACACAAAUCACGGGCAAUUUGAAUUGUUCCGGAAUCGGCCUGGGUGCGGGCCAGUGCUGUGGACUCUCCGAUAGCCCCUGUUCCAGCAGUGACAUCGGAAGUGGGGUCUGUGGAGUCAUGGUCGAUUUGUCCGCCAUAUCUACCUGCCGGUUGAACCCUCCCCCGCCGCCGAGCCCGCAGCCACCGUCGCCAGAGCCUUCACCACCUAGCCCAGGACUGCCGCUGCAGCCACCCAGCCCACAGCCGUCACAAGCGCUGCCGUCGCCGCCAAGCCCUGCAACCCCACCACAGCCGCCGAGCCCGCAGCCACCGUCGCCAGAGCCUUCACCACCUAGCCCAGGACUGCCGCUGCAGCCACCCAGCCCACAGCCGUCACAAGCGCUGCCGUCGCCGCCAAGCCCUGCAACCCCACCACAGCCGCUGAGCCCGCAGCCACCGUCGCCAGAGCCUUCACCACCUAGCCCAGGACUGCCGCUGCAGCCACCCAGCCCACAGCCAACACCAGCGCUGCCGUCGCCGCCAAGCCCUGCAACCCCACCACAGCCGCCGAGCCCGCAGCCACCGUCGCCAGAGCCUUCACCACCUAGCCCAGGACUGCCGCUGCAGCCACCCAGCCCACAGCCGUCACAAGCGCUGCCGUCGCCGCCAAGCCCUGCAACCCCACCACAGCCGCCGAGCCCGCAGCCACCGUCGCCAGAGCCUUCACCACCUAGCCCAGGACUGCCGCUGCAGCCACCCAGCCCACAGCCGUCACCGCGCUGCCGUCGCCGCCAAGCCCUGCAACCCCACCACAGCCGCCGAGCCCGCAGCCACCGUCGCCAGAGCCUUCACCACCUAGCCCAGGACAGCCGCUGCAGCCACCCAGCCCACAGCCGUCACCAGCGCUGCCGUCGCCGCCAAGCCCUGCAACCCCACCACAGCCGCCGAGCCCGCAGCCACCGUCGCCAGAGCCUUCACCACCUAGCCCAGGACUGCCGCUGCAGCCACCCAGCCCACAGCCGUCACCGCGCUGCCGUCGCCGCCAAGCCCUGCAACCCCACCACAGCCGCCGAGCCCGCAGCCACCCCGCCGAGCCCGCAGCCACCGUCGCCAGAGCCUUCACCACCUAGCCCAGGACUGCCGCUGCAGCCACCCAGCCCACAGCCGUCACAAGCGCUGCCGUCGCCGCCAAGCCCUGCAACCCCACCACAGCCGCCGAGCCCGCAGCCACCGUCGCCAGAGCCUUCACCACCUAGCCCAGGACUGCCGCUGCAGCCACCCAGCCCACAGCCAACACCGGCGCUGCCGUCGCCGCCAAGCCCUGCAACCCCACCACAGCCGCCGAGCCCGCAGCCACCGUCGCCAGAGCCUUCACCACCUAGCCCAGGACUGCCGCUGCAGCCACCCAGCCCACAGCCAACACCGGCGCUGCCGUCGCCGCCAAGCCCUGCAACCCCACCACAGCCGCCGAGCCCGCAGCCACCGUCGCCAGAGCCUUCACCACCUAGCCCAGGACUGCCGCUGCAGCCACCCAGCCCACAGCCAUCACCGGCGCUGCCGUCGCCGCCAAGCCCUGCAACCCCACCACAGCCGCCGAGCCCGCAGCCACCGUCGCCAGAGCCUUCACCACCUAGCCCAGGACUGCCGCUGCAGCCACCCAGCCCACAGCCGUCACCGGCGCUGCCGUCGCCGCCAAGCCCUGCAACCCCACCACAGCCGCCGAGCCCGCAGCCACCGUCGCCAGAGCCUUCACCACCUAGCCCAGGACUGCCGCUGCAGCCACCCAGCCCACAGCCGUCACCGGCGCUGCCGUCGCCGCCAAGCCCUGCAACCCCACCACAGCCGCCGAGCCCGCAGCCACCGUCGCCAGAGCCUUCACCACCUAGCCCAGGACUGCCGCUGCAGCCACCCAGCGCACAGCCAACACCGGCGCUGCCGUCGCCGCCAAGCCCUGCAACCCCACCACAGCCGCCGAGCCCGCAGCCACCGUCGCCAGAGCCUUCACCACCUAGCCCAGGACUGCCGCUGCAGCCACCCAGCCCACAGCCAACACCGGCGCUGCCGUCGCCGCCAAGCCCUGCAACCCCACCACAGCCGCCGAGCCCGCAGCCACCGUCGCUAGAGCCUUCACCACCUAGCCCAGGACUGCCGCUGCAGCCACCCAGCCCACAGCCGUCACCGGCGCUGCCGUCGCCGCCAAGCCCUGCAACCCCACCACAGCCGCCGAGCCCGCAGCCACCGUCGCCAGAGCCUUCACCACCUAGCCCAGGACUGCCGCUGCAGCCACCCAGCCCACAGCCAACACCGUCGCUGCCGUCGCCGCCAAGCCCUGCAACCCCACCACAGCCGCCGAGCCCGCAGCCACCGUCGCCAGAGCCUUCACCACCUAGCCCAGGACUGCCGCUGCAGCCACCCAGCCCACAGCCGUCACCGGCGCUGCCGUCGCCGCCAAGCCCUGCAACCCCACCACAGCCGCCGAGCCCGCAGCCACCGUCGCCAGCGCCUUCACCACCUAGCCCAGGACUGCCGCUGCAGCCACCCAGCCCACAGCCAUCACCGUCGCUGCCGUCGCCGCCAAGCCCUGCAACCCCACCACAGCCGCCGAGCCCGCAGCCACCGUCGCCAGAGCCUUCACCACCUAGCCCAGGACUGCCGCUGCAGCCACCCAGCCCACAGCCAACACCGGCGCUUGCCGUCGCCGCCAAGCCCUGCAACCCCACCACAGCCGCCGAGCCCGCAGCCACCCCGCCGAGCCCGCAGCCACCGUCGCCAGAGCCUUCACCACCUAGCCCAGGACUGCCGCUGCAGCCACCCAGCCCACAGCCAACACCGGCGCUGCCGUCGCCGCCAAGCCCUGCAACCCCACCACAGCCGCCGAGCCCGCAGCCACCGUCGCCAGCGCCUUCACCACCUAGCCCAGGACUGCCGCUGCAGCCACCCAGCCCACAGCCAACACCGGCGCUGCCGUCGCCGCCAAGCCCUGCAACCCCACCACAGCCGCCGAGCCCGCAGCCACCGUCGCCAGAGCCUUCACCACCUAGCCCAGGACUGCCGCUGCAGCCACCCAGCCCACAGCCAACACCGUCGCUGCCGCCGCCGCCAAGCCCUGCAACCCCACCACAGCCGCCGAGCCCGCAGCCACCGUCGCCAGAGCCUUCACCACCUAGCCCAGGACUGCCGCUGCAGCCACCCAGCCCACAGCCGAACACCGUCGCUGCCGCCGCCGCCAAGCCCUGCAACCCCACCACAGCCGCCGAGCCCGCAGCCACCCCACCGUCGCCAGAGCCUUCACCACCUAGCCCAGGACUGCCGCUGCAGCCACCCAGCCCACAGCCGUCACCGUCGCUGCCGCCGCCGCCAAGCCCUGCAACCCCACCACAGCCGCCGAGCCCGCAGCCACCGUCGCCAGAGCCUUCACCACCUAGCCCAGGACUGCCGCUGCAGCCACCCAGCCCACAGCCAACACCGUCGGUGCCGUCGCCGCCAAGCCCUGCAACCCCACCACAGCCGCCGAGCCCGCAGCCACCGUCGCCAGAGCCUUCACCACCUAGCCCAGGACAGCCGCUGCAGCCACCCAGCCCACAGCCGUCACCGUCGCUGCCGUCGCCGCCAAGCCCUGCAACCCCACCACAGCCGCCGAGCCCGCAGCCACCGUCGCCAGAGCCUUCACCACCUAGCCCAGGACAGCCGCUGCAGCCACCCAGCCCACAGCCGUCACCGUCGCUGCCGUCGCCGCCAAGCCCUGCAACCCCACCACAGCCGCCGAGCCCGCAGCCACCGUCGCCAGAGCCUUCACCACCUAGCCCAGGACAGCCGCUGCAGCCACCCAGCCCACAGCCAACACCGUCGCUGCCGUCGCCGCCAAGCCCUGCAACCCCACCACAGCCGCCGAGCCCGCAGCCACCGUCGCCAGAGCCUUCACCACCUAGCCCAGGACUGCCGCUGCAGCCACCCAGCCCACAGCCGUCACCGGCGUUGCCGUCGCCGCCAAGCCCUGCAACCCCACCACAGCCGCCGAGCCCGCAGCCACCGUCGCCAGAGCCUUCACCACCUAGCCCAGGACUGCCGCUGCAGCCACCCAGCCCACAGCCGUCACCGUCGCUGCCGUCGCCGCCAAGCCCUGCAACCCCACCACAGCCGCCGAGCCCGCAGCCACCGUCGCCAGAGCCUUCACCACCUAGCCCAGGACUGCCGCUGCAGCCACCCAGCCCACAGCCAACACCGGCGCUGCCGUCGCCGCCAAGCCCUGCAACCCCACCACAGCCGCCGAGCCCGCAGCCACCGUCGCCAGAGCCUUCACCACCUAGCUCAGGACUGCCGCUGCAGCCACCCAGCCCACAGCCGUCACCGUCGCUGCCGUCGCCGCCAAGCCCUGCAACCCCACCACAGCCGCCGAGCCCGCAGCCACCGUCGCCAGAGCCUUCACCACCUAGCCCAGGACUGCCGCUGCAGCCACCCAGACCACAGCCAACACCGGCGCUGCCGCCGCCGCCAAGCCCUGCAACCCCACCACAGCCGCCGAGCCCGCAGCCACCGUCGCCAGAGCCUUCACCACCUAGCCCAGGACUGCCGCUGCAGCCACCCAGCCCACAGCCGUCACCUUCGCUGCCGUCGCCGCCAAGCCCUGCAACCCCACCACAGCCGCCAAGCCCGCAGCCACCGUCGCCAGCGCCUUCACCACCUAGCUCAGGACUGCCGCUGCAGCCACCCAGCCCACAGCCGUCACCGUCGCUGCCGUCGCCGCCAAGCCCUGCAACCCCACCACAGCCGCCGGGCCCGCAGCCACCGUCGCCAGAGCCUUCACCACCUAGCCCAGGACUGCCGCUGCAGCCACCCAGCCCACAGCCGUCACCGGCGCUGCCGUCGCCGCCAAGCCCUGCAACCCCACCACAGCCGCCGAGCCCGCAGCCACCGUCGCCAGAGCCUUCACCACCUAGCCCCGGCUUGCCAUUUUACCCACCAAGCCCACAGACGUCACUGUCGCUGCCGUCGCCGCCAAGCCCUGCAACCCCACCACAGCCGCCGAGCCCGCAGCCACCGUCGCCAGCGCCUUCACCACCUAGCCCAGGACUGCCGCUGCAGCCACCCAGCCGACAGCCAACACCGUCGCUGCCGUCGCCGCCAAGCCCUGCAACCUCACCACAGCCGCCGAGCCUGCAGCCACCGUCGCCAGAGCCUUCACCACCUAGCCCAGGACAGCCGCUGCAGCCACCCAGCCCACAGCCAUCACCGUCGCCCCCGUCGCCGCCAAGCCCUGCAACCCCACCACAGCCGCCGAGCCCGCAGCCACCGUCGCCAGAGCCUUCACCACCUAGCCCAGGACUGCCGCUGCAGCCACCCAGCCCACAGCCGUCACCGUCGCCGCCGUCGCCGCCAAGCCCUGCAACCCCACCACAGCCGCCGAGCCCGCAGCCACCGUCGCCAGUGCAUUCACCACCUAGCCCAGGCCUGCAGCGCAAGCCAAUAGGCCCGAAACCUUCCCAAUCGGUACCGGGGUCGCCAAGCUCUAUACUUCCACAACAGCCGCCGAGCCCGCUUCCACCAUCGCCUGAGCCUUCCCUACCUAGCCCUGGCUUGCCAUUUUACCCACCUAGCCCACAGACGUCACUGUCGCUGCCGUCGCCGCCAAGCCCUGCAACCCCACCACAGCCGCCGAGCCCGCAGCCACCGUCGCCAGCGCCUUCACCACCUAGCCCAGGACUGCCGCUGCAGCCACCCAGCCGACAGCCAACACCGUCGCUGCCGUCGCCGCCAAGCCCUGCAACCUCACUACAGCCGCCGAGCCUGCAGCCGUUGCCAUCUAAUUUGUCACCACCCAGCCCAGGCCUCCCGCGCAAGCCGAUAGGCCCGAAGCCGUCACAAUACGUACCAGACUCGCCCCAAUUACCACCAAUUAGUCCCCAGCCAUCUCAACCAUUAUCUCCAGGUCACCCACCACCAGCUACACCGCAGCUUCCGAGCCCUGCCGCGCCACCCUCUCCGGUCGCGCAACGUAUGCCGGUGUUCCCCUUCUGCUCCUGCGCGUACAAUCGCAAGCCCACCGAUGUAUCACCAUACGAGCUCGGGCCCGCAGUGGAAAUGCCGGGCAGCUCUGCCGACAACACCACGUACUGCUUCCGAGUCGCCGUGAAGCCGGAGCGGAUCCUAAACAAGCUCCGCAGCCGGCCUUGCGGCUCCAUGGGCAUCCAUAAGGCCCAGUUUCUCAUCAAUCUGAUGUGUGCCACGGAGUACCCGAAGGCCAUUCUCCGAGUCACCCUCAACGGCCAGCGCGUGUCGCCCGUUUACACUGUUGAGCUCUACAACCGUGUGCCGUACGGCGUGCUCACGUUCCGAAAUCUGGGCUUCAAUCUGCCCAAAGUCCAAACGGCUGGUUUCAAUCUCUGCAUGGUAAUGGCCACCUCCAACUCCUGCGGCACGCCUUCGGGCCUGUGUUACGGCAACGGUGGCUGUACAUACGGCCUUUUGGACGAUGCCCUGGAGUGUUGUCCCGUGAAUACGGUUCUCACGCAGCCGCUGAUCGUAACGUAG